Zasmidium cellare ATCC 36951 is the source of this 2547-nucleotide messenger RNA. RefSeq lists its product as uncharacterized. The transcript is spliced from 5 exons. NCBI's taxonomy places the organism in Eukaryota, Fungi, Ascomycota, Dothideomycetes, Mycosphaerellales, Mycosphaerellaceae. Gene Ontology annotation, cellular component: membrane coat; AP-1 adaptor complex; Golgi apparatus. Gene Ontology annotation, molecular function: clathrin-cargo adaptor activity. The record is from RefSeq and is a predicted model, not a curated record. Bases 1 to 2547 code for a protein of 848 amino acids. Gene Ontology annotation, biological process: receptor-mediated endocytosis; intracellular protein transport; Golgi to vacuole transport.
AUGAGUUCCCUCAAACAAUUCAUCCGCAAUGUGCGCGCCGCCAAGACCAUCGCCGACGAAAGAGCUGUAGUGCAGAAGGAGAGCGCGGCCAUCAGAGCCAGCUUUAGGGAAGAGAGCCAUAACUCCGACUUGCGGCGCAACAAUGUCGCAAAGCUGCUAUAUCUCUUCACCCUGGGUGAGCGCACGCACUUUGGACAGAUCGAAUGUCUGAAGCUGCUGGCCUCCCCUCGCUUUGCCGACAAGCGGUUGGGAUAUCUGGGGACGAUGCUGCUUUUGGACGAGAAUCAAGAAGUUCUGACAUUGGUCACCAACUCCUUGAAGAACGACCUCAACCACAGCAACCAGUAUAUUGUCGGCCUUGCACUAUGUACCCUCGGCAACAUCGCCUCGAUCGAGAUGUCUCGAGACCUCUUCCCAGAAGUCGAGACGAUCCUCUCCUCCUCCAACCCGUACAUUCGAAGAAAAGCCGCCCUCUGCGCCAUGCGAAUAUGUCGAAAAGUUCCGGACCUGCAAGAGCAUUUUGUGGAUAAAGCGAAGCUGCUACUGAAUGAUAGGAAUCACGGCGUACUUCUGAGCGGUUUGACACUUGUCGUCAGCAUGUGUGAGGCUGAUGAGGAAGAAGGCGGAGAACAGGGCGUUGUCGAGAUGUUCAGACCGCUUACUGGAAGCCUGGUCAAGGUUCUUAAAGCCUUGUCCCAGUCCGGCUACGCACCAGAACAUGAUGUCACUGGUAUAACAGAUCCUUUUUUGCAGGUCAAGAUCUUGCGACUUCUCCGAGUGCUGGGCAGGGGAGAUCCGCAGACGAGCGAACAGAUCAACGAUAUUCUCGCCCAGGUGGCCACCAACACUGAGUCCUCGAAGAAUGUGGGCAACUCCAUCCUUUACGAGGCUGUGCUCACCAUCUUGGAUAUCGAGGCUGACUCUGGACUUCGUGUCUUGGGUGUCAACAUCUUGGGCAAGUUCCUUUCCAACCGAGACAACAACAUCCGCUACGUGGCGCUUAACACUUUGAUCAAGGUAGUGGCUAUCGAACCGAAUGCAGUGCAGCGGCAUCGAAACACCAUCUUGGACUGCUUGCGCGACCCUGACAUCAGCAUACGGAGACGAGCACUGGAUCUCAGCUUUACUUUGAUCAAUGAGUCGAACAUCCGCGUCCUGAUUCGAGAACUACUCGCUUUCCUCGAAGUGGCAGACAACGAGUUCAAGCCGGUCAUGACCAGUCAGAUCGGCGUUGCAGCAGAUCGUUUUGCGCCUAACAAAAGGUGGCACGUCGACACUAUGCUCCGGGUGCUCAAGCUGGCUGGAAACUACGUGAAAGAACAGAUUCUGUCUUCAUUCGUGCGACUGAUUGCAACCACGCCAGAGCUGCAGACAUACUGCGCUCAAAAGCUCUAUGCUGCGCUCAAAGACGACAUCAGCCAAGAAGGUCUGAACCUUGCUGGCGCCUGGGUCAUUGGAGAGUACGGCGACGCUCUGCUUCAAGGGGGCUCUUACGAAGAGGAGGAGCUCGUCAAGGAGGUGAAAGAAAGUGAAAUUGUAGACCUGUUCACCACCAUCCUCAACUCGAGCUACUCCGGCCAGAGCGUUACUGAAUAUAUCAUCACAGCCGCCAUGAAGCUUACUACACGACUUCGGGAGCCAGCACAAGUUGACCGACUUAGAAGACUGCUACUCAGCCGACAGGCAGAUCUCGACGUGGAAAUUCAACAACGAGCCGUAGAGUACGGGAACCUAUUUGGCUACGACACAGUCCGACAGGGUGUACUGGAGCAUAUGCCGCCACCAGAGAUUCGAGAAGAACAGCGGGUGCUUGGUGAAGCGACAAAGAAAAGACACAGCAAAUUGCCUGCCAAGAAGAAGCCAAGCCAAAUCACAGAGCAAGAUAUGCUGCUCGAUCUCAUGGGUGGAGACUCCGGGAUGUCUACGACAGACACGAGCACAACGAUCAACGGAUCACAGAACAACAACGCCGAUCUCCUGGCCGAAAUUCUUGGUGGUAACGAUACAGUCUCGUCACCGGUGCAACAGACAAGUUACAGUGGCAUGAAUGGCCAGACGAAACCGCAGAGCAACAUGGAUUCCAUCAUGGACUUGUUUGGUUCCCAGCCGUCCGGUCAAUCGCCUGCAGCACAGUCGCCGCAACAAUCAUCAGCAGCCUCCAACGACAUCCUUGGCGGAUUUGGGGGUUCUCCGCCUCCAGCAGCACAAGCACACACCGCCUACAACAAGGACGAUCUGCACGUCACCUUCAGCCUACAGCGGAAUGCUCAGGCCGUUCAGGUCAACGCCAAGUUCAGGAACACCAGCAACUUCGAGUCGUUCAGCUCCGUCAACCUGCAAGCUGCCGUUCCAAAGACGCAAAAGCUACAAUUGCAGGCGAUCAGUUCGUCUGACUUGGAGGGAGGACAAGAAGCGACGCAGCAAAUGCGCAUUACAAGUGUUUCAGGGCCACCUCCAGCCAGACUCCGGUUACGUUUGAAGCUUUCAUAUGCCAAAGGUGGUUCUGCGCCCGUCACUCAGCAGGUCGACUGGUCUGAGCCGACGUAG